GUCAGGUUUAAGAAGGUAGCAGAGAGUACUUUAGCUCUGCAUCUAAGGGAACAACCAGUGAUUGUUGCUCACAGCGAGAGCACAUUUGAUGGAAGCGGCAUUAAAAGACUGUUAUCUAACAAAUUUGGACUAGACAAGAUACUUGAUGCAGCUAUAAAAUCUGUCCCAAAGGAUCAGAGUGGGAAAAUAUCCAAGGAGUAUCAUCGCGUUGUACUCGACUUCCUGGCUCCAUCUGCUGGUUUGCCACCAAUUGGUGCUGUUGAUCAGAUUGACAUGAUUAUCGCAGACGCCCUAAAGAUGAUGGAUGCAGAAGAUGGUAAGAUUGUUAAAGAGUAAGAGUUCAACAAAUUGGUGGCAUAAGUAUUAGGGAGUGUAAUGCUCCAACUAGAGGGAUAUCUGGUUUCCGUAUUCACAAAUUCAGCUUUGCAUGAGCCAUUGACCGCUGCCUCUACACUCAGCUUACAACCAUCUUUUUAAUUAAUUAAUUGUUGCCAAUAAUGUUUAAGGGAAAGUAUUGGUCUUAGGUUGACGAGUCGGGAUAUAUGAGUUGCUUAACUUUAUUACUCGAGUGAAAUUAAUUUGA
Messenger RNA from Daucus carota subsp. sativus, 583 nucleotides. RefSeq lists its product as uncharacterized. The annotation marks the transcript as partial. The transcript is spliced from 3 exons. The record is from RefSeq and is a predicted model, not a curated record. Lineage: Eukaryota; Viridiplantae; Streptophyta; Magnoliopsida; Apiales; Apiaceae.